This is a messenger RNA of Danio rerio (zebrafish), 2933 nucleotides long. Lineage: Eukaryota; Metazoa; Chordata; Actinopteri; Cypriniformes; Danionidae. The record is from RefSeq and is a predicted model, not a curated record.
GGCAGUGUUUAUACACAUUUUACCUCAGGUAUGUGUUGCUGCAAGUCAAAGUGUGGAGAUCGCAAAGUUUACAUCAGUCGGAAGAAGCUGUUCCCGAACUUUCAUUCAACAAACUCACAGUGAUGGCUGAGGCUCACCAAGCAGUGGCAUUUCAGUUCACCAUCAGUCCUGAGGGGAUCAACCUGCAUCUGUCUUACCAAGCCCUCAAUCAAAUCUACCUCUCCGGAUUGCGAUCCUGGAAGAAGCGCAUCAGCAGGAUUAAGAACAGGAUCAUUAAGGGUGCUUAUCCAGCUAGCCCCUCCUCGUGGCUUUUUAUUGUCAUUGCAAUUCUAGCCACGAUGUACAUGCAGUCCGAUCCAUCAAUGGGUCUCAUCGCCAAGAUCCAGGAACACCUGCCCCUUAGUCUGUCAUUGAGUCCUCAAGGUCAGACCAUGCUGUCGGCGCUGCUGUUCAGUACUCUGCUCUGGAUGUCUCUCAUUCUGACUCUGAGGUUCUGCCUGAAGCUUCUCUUGUCCUACCACAGGUGGAUGUUUGAACAACAUGGUCAUAUGUCUACCAAGACCAAAGUGUGGGCGACCCUAGUGAAGUUGUUGUCCUCUAGAAAGCCAUUGCUGUACAGCUAUCAGACGUCAUUACCGCACCUGCCAGUACCUCCCAUUAAAGACACACUGGAAAGAUAUCUAGAAUCAGUCAAGCCACUGCUGGAUUUGGACGGUUUCCAGAGAAUGAGAAGACUGACUUCAGAGUUUGAGAAAAGUCUUGGUAACCGCCUGCAGAGAUACCUCAGACUCAAAGCACUGUGGGCCACAAACUAUGUUAGUGACUGGUGGGAGGAGUAUGUUUACCUCCGGAGCCGGAGUCCAAUCAUGGUCAAUAGUAACUACUAUGGCAUGGAUUUCUUGUACGUGACUCCAACUCCUAAUCAGGCAGCUCGAGCUGGGAAUACUAUCACUGCCCUGUUCCUGUAUCGCCGAAAGGUCAACCGAGAGGAGCUAAAUCCUAGUCGUAUUCCUGGUACGGUCAUACCGCUGUGUGCAGCUCAGUGUGAGCGCAUGUUCAACACCACUCGAACACCUGGAGAAGAGACUGGUAAACGCACAUUCAUACAGACAUGCAGACAUAAAUACGCAUUAAGAAAAUGGCCUUUGAUGCAGUCUCUUUGUCUCUCAGAUGUUCUGCAGCACUGGCAGGACAGCGAGUUUGUUGCUGUUUAUCACAGAGGCCGUUACUUCAGAUUAUGGGUCUACCGAGCUGGACGAUUGCUUUCACCUAGAGAGAUCCAAUUUCAGAUUCAAAGGAUUUUGGAUGACCCCUCACCUCCUUCUCCAGGAGAGGAGAAACUAGGAGCACUGACAGCAGGAAACCGGACACCCUGGGCUCGUGUGAGAAAGCAGUUCUUCAGCUCUGGAGUCAAUAAGCAAUCGCUAGACUGCAUUGAGAAAGCAGCAUUUUUUGUCACGCUUGAUGACCAAGCGGAAGGCAUGAAGGGGGAAAAUCCCUCUGAGAAUUUGGACCGAUAUGCCAAAUCUCUUCUUCAUGGAAAAUGCUAUGACAGGUGGUUUGACAAGUCAUUUUCUGUUGUGGUGUAUAAGAAUGGAAAAAAUGGGCUGAAUGCAGAACAUUCUUGGGCCGAUGCACCCAUAGUAGCCCACCUGUGGGAGUUCACUCUUGCCACAGACACAUUUCACUUGGGUUACAACUCAGAUGGAAAUUGCAGGGGAGAUGUAGACCACUCUUUACCACAUCCUCAACGCUUGAGCUGGGACAUACCGUUUGAGGUUCAGACUCAGAUAUCAGAGUCUCUUGCUGUUGCUCAAGCACUGGCCGAUGAAGUGGACUGUCAUGUUUUUCCCUUCAGAAAGUUUGGCAAAGGCCUCAUCAAGAAAAUGAAACUCAGCCCAGAUUCAUUUGUGCAGCUGGCUCUGCAGCUGGCCUAUUACAGGGAUAGGGGGACUUUCUGUCUGACAUAUGAAGCUUCCAUGACGCGCCUGUUUCGUGAGGGCCGCACCGAAACCGUACGCUCCUGCUCCAAUGAAAGUUGUGCUUUUGUCCUUGCACUGGAAGGAGGAGAGGACAGAGAACAAUGCAGAAAGCUCCUCCGUAAAACUGCUGAGAAGCAUCAGAACCUCUACCGCUUGGCCAUGACUGGAUCUGGCAUUGAUAGACACCUCUUCUGCCUAUAUGUAGUCUCAAAAUACCUGGGGGUAGAGUCUCCUUUCCUUAAAGAGGUUUUGUCAGAGCCCUGGCGCCUCUCUACAUCUCAGACACCUGUGCAACAGAUGGAGCUGUUUGAUCUAGUCAACCACCCAGAGUUCAUCUCCCUGGGGGGAGGCUUUGGUCCUGUAGCUGAUGAUGGCUACGGUGUGUCUUACAUCAUCAUGGGAGAGGACAUGAUCAACUUCCAUGUGUCUUGCAAGCACUCCUGCAAAGAGACAGACUCUCAUAAAUUUGGCUGUCAGGUCAGUCAAGCCAUGGUGGAUCUUAUGACCCUGCUAAACCCUGACUUCAGAGACACCACAGAAGCCAACUCGGAUGAACAGACUUAAAACUGGUUUAUACUCAUGUCUUUUAUGAUAUAUGCAACUAUGUCAGUUUCAAUGGGAGAAACAAAAGAAUUUAAAAUCUCGAAUAUGUCUACAUACAGCGCCCAGCAUAAAUGAGAACACCCCAAACAGAUUUAUCUUUUAAAUGAAUAUUUAUAUAGGGCACUAUGCAACAAUAUACUUGUGUAUAUACCAGUGUUCAUUUUGUUGGCGGAAAUUUUUCGGCAUAAUUUUCGUGACAAGCUAGUUUCUACCAACGAAAAAGAGACGAAAGCUAAAUAAAAAUUAACUGAUGAUAAUGACAACUAUAAUAAAAAUAUACUGACAUUUUCGUUGACUAAUAAAAACGAGACAAAAAAGUGACUGAUUGACGAAUCUUGGUGUGUGAUG